AUGGCUGUGUUUGACAAGUGCAAAACGAGGCCGCAACAUAUUGAAGCCAUUCUCAAUGGUUUGGACAGAUAUAACCCAGAGACCACCACCAUCUUCCAAGAUUAUGUCGUGCAGCAGUGUGAGGACAGGACAUUCGACGCCUAUGCCAACUUGGCACUGUUGAAACUACAUUUUUACCUGAUGCAAUAUCUGGUAAUUGACCUGCGGAUACGAAAUUAUCUGAAACGAUAUUGGUCAUCUCCAGAUCUUUCUGUGUUCGUACCAAUCUACGAAAACACUGCUAAUAUAUGGAUGCCUAUCAUCGGCAAUCAUCUCUGCAGCUACCAAUUUAAUCCUCAUCUCCUCCAUACCGAAACAACAACCAACAUUCUCGCCAAAGCGUUAACCGUAUUCCCCUCACCCGCCUUUUCUCUAUCUCUCGCUCUCCUCCCAGCGCACACACAGCCAUUUGCCUCAUCAAAAAUAUCGUCCCUCCCCAUGCAAACGUCUGAUUUUGUCGAAUCUGUCCAAAAGCUCUCCCGCCUCAACACCCUCCUCGAAUCCGCACAAUACCCCCACUUCUGGUCAACCCUCAAUUCCGAUGAUCUGUAUGCGGAUUUAGUUGCUGAUGUUUCAGGGUUUGAAAAGCUAGUACGCGUUCGCAUCGCUGUCGAAGUUGGCAAAGCAUUCCGUGAAAUAAGCGCUGACAUUCUGGCUCAAUGGCUUGACUUGCAUGGAUUGGAAAGUUUGGAGAAAUUCGUCGUCGAUGUUUGCGGGUGGGAAUUGGACAAGAGCGCGGGAUCAGAUCUCAAGAGUAUAGUCGCUAGAGUCCCCAGGAAUAAAGAGAAUGAAGCCAGAGGAGAGAUUAAGGGAGAGAAAGUGGGUAUAGAGAUGUUUGGCCGAGUUCUUCGGAGGGGUUUCGAACAACCCGCAUGA
Messenger RNA from Paracoccidioides lutzii Pb01, 915 nucleotides. RefSeq lists its product as hypothetical. The record is from RefSeq and is a predicted model, not a curated record. Gene Ontology annotation, molecular function: ribosome binding; translation initiation factor activity. Bases 1 to 915 code for a protein of 304 amino acids. Gene Ontology annotation, biological process: regulation of translational initiation. Gene Ontology annotation, cellular component: eukaryotic translation initiation factor 3 complex; cytoplasm. The transcript is spliced from 2 exons.